Molecule: messenger RNA, 1176 nt
Organism: Rhincodon typus (whale shark)
Lineage: Eukaryota; Metazoa; Chordata; Chondrichthyes; Orectolobiformes; Rhincodontidae
Product: cystatin-S-like
Exons: 3
Coding region: 448-903 (151 amino acids)
Molecular function (GO): cysteine-type endopeptidase inhibitor activity
Source: RefSeq, a predicted model, not a curated record
ACUGGAAGUUUUCAUGCUUAUUUUUCUGGUCUAUCUCAUAAGCAAGCAGGUUUUGGGAUUCAGUUGCUCUAAGUUGCUAGCUGCCUGCUGUAACCAAUAGGUUAUCACCUGUAGCCUGGCAGUGAACAAGAUGCAAAGUGCUUCUGAUAAAGGAGUCAUGAGUACUUUGUUUUUACAUUUGUUUCAAGAUUAAUACACGUACGUACAUUCCUAUUUGCUUUAAGAAAUCUUUGAUUUGUUUGAAUCUUGAUUCACAUGAAACAUGUCAUUUAGAAGUAACAAUGUAACACCUUCAGAACAAAUUUCAUAUCUUAUCAGCUUUAAUCAGACUGUGACGACAGGAGUUUUGAAGUAUGAAGUGGUCUCAAUGUCACACCUUUGACUGCUGGUAUAAGAACAAGCCAGUUGCUGCUCACUCACGUUGAAAGAAGAAUUAAGAGAGAGAUCAUGGCUGGCUGGCAGUGUUUCCUUGCUAUUUUCUUGAGUGUUCUUGUUUCAGUCUCUGCUUUUCCUUCCCAGAAUGUGAAGGAUCAUCAGCAAAUUGCUCAAAACAAGGAAGAAAGGUCUUUGGAAAUGAAAGUUGAUUCAAGUAACACAGAAUUGCAAACCAUCAUAGCCCACGCUAUACAAGAAUUUAGCAAGAAGUCUUCAUUCAUCUACAAAAUUGUGCAGAAUGUGAAAGCUGAUGUAAAGGUAAAUGAAGGAACUGCAUACAUUUUUGAUAUCGUUUUGGGAAAAACUGAUUGCCGAGUCGUCCAAAGUGAGAAACCAAAUGUAAACUGCCAAAUAAUUCGGACCGAAGACCAGGCGGAGUUCUACCUGUGUCACUUUAUCGUGUGGCAAGCAUCUGAUUCCAAAAAGGAACACAUGUUGUCAAGUAAUUGCAAGAAACUUGAUCUGUAAUGCCUGUUGUUCAGACUUCUACAAUGAAGAAAAUGUACCUGAAUCAAUCUUUCAUGAUUUUCUGUGCCUGAAUUAACAGUUAACAUUAAGAGCCUUUCAUCUGGUUAUUGAAAUAUCAAAGCAUAGAUGACUUAAUAAAAUAUCUAAUGUGUUGUUACCUGUGUAAGACCAGCUAGUUGAUUCUCUGGUCUCUGAAACAAUGGACUGUGAAAAGUCAAUUAAUUGCUUUAACAUGAACAGUACUUCAUAAUAAAGUCGUGAUCAUCCCUAAAA